This is a messenger RNA of Rubroshorea leprosula, 1863 nucleotides long. The record is from the annotation of a GenBank genome assembly. Lineage: Eukaryota; Viridiplantae; Streptophyta; Magnoliopsida; Malvales; Dipterocarpaceae.
CCAAAUUUUUUUGAAAUUUUAGCAUUUAAGUUAGGGACUUAUGUGGUAGAAAUUAUUAUUUUGAGCCUAAUCGUAAAAAUUCACUACCCUAAGGGGGUUGAAACUGAAAUUUGGUUAUAAAAGGAGGCUGAGGCUAAUUUUUUUUUUUUUUUCAUCUUUCUCCAGGUCUCUUGUGUGAAUCUCCAGCAGCUCAUUAGAAUUUUCCUCCCAAAGUCUAGCCUGCACCCAAUAGCUUCUUCUCGUUAGAAAUAGAUCUGGGUUGCUACACUCUUCAAUCUGCUAAUCUGUUUGGGUUGCUGUCCAUCACCAUUUUCAGCACUUUUUGGUAAGAAAUCAACCAUAUUACUCGUCUUUUCCUCUAUGAUUUGAAAUGGGUUAACUCUAAUCCUUUAGGGUUUUCAAAUUUUAGAAAUUUUUUGUAGUUGCCCCUUGAUUUUGUCCAUGAUAAAUACCACCAGAAACUAAUUUCCUUUACUUGCCAAAAAUUCAAACUGCAUGACCUUUUUGUAGUAUUUUGCCCAUAACUCUUUUUGUAGUUAUCAGAUUAAGUCAAUUCUUAAUUUUGUAGAAAGCUGAAAGAUAGCCCUACAACUUUUAUGUUGAGCAUUUAACCUAAUUAAGUUGUUUUCAUGGUGAAACACUACUGCAAUUUUGGUCCCUGCAAGUAGACUGCACUGGCGGCCCGACUUUCUGUUAGUAUUUUGGCCAUAACUCUCUCUAUAGAUGUCAGAUUAAGGUAAUUCUUGAGGCUAUAAAAUGCUCAGACAUACAGCUACAAUAUAUCUGUUGACCACUCAACCCAGAUUGGUCAAUUUCUAGACAUGAAUUCUGUUGAAAAUUUCAACACGAAAUCUAACCAGAAUUUGACAAAAAUUUGCUCUCUUUUCUGUUUUAUUCCCACUUUAUCUGCCGCUACAUUACAUCAUAGUUUUAGUAGACUUUUAGUGCUGUUUCUCUACUCUAAAACCCUUUUUUAUUGCUUUUUUUUGGAUGCCCUUUUUUGCUGCUUAGAUGUUGUCCAUUUUUGCCCAAUUCUAGCUUGCGUUCUACCUUGUUUUUGCUGCUAUCUUUUGCCCAGAAAUCCCUACUAUUCAGGUCCUCUUCUAAGCAUUUUGGGACUACUUUAAAUGGCAGAAAACCCCCCACUUUGCUGCCCAAUAUUUCUGCUGUGUCUAGGAUAGCUAAAAGCUCAAUUUCUAACCAUUUUUCCAUCUUAUUUUGUCCAAAAAUCUGUUUGGGAUACUUGCUGUUUGUGUGUCUUUUUGGAGUUGUUUUAAGCCUAUUCUAAGUAUUCAUUGAUGUGGUAUAGGUUCUAAAUCACCUCAAGCACCUUGCCUUCUUGAAUUCCUUGCUUGUUGUAUACCUACAAGGUGAGAUAAAUAAAUUUAUGGUAAAUGCCCUUGGAUUUUAAGGUAAAGGCUUUUAAAAGCAUAUUUUAAACUUUUUUGAGAUGGUGGCGAGAUCUAACCCAAUUUUUAUUAAAUUGAGCAUGCCUACAUGGAGUUUUCUUUUUGUUCUGGAAAUCUAAAAUUGGUUUGUGAAUUUUGAAUUUUAUUGUUAAUUCCACAUGGUUUUGUCUCCGAUAUGGUCAUGAAUUCUGUUAUCUUGUUAGUGGAAGUUAAACACUAGCACAUGUCAACAUGUAUUUCUGUAGAGCCGGUUCAUCCAACCAAUGAGAAAGUACAUUAGCAUUUUCUGCUAUCCAGCCAAUAGGAGAGUACACUGGUAUUUAUGUUAUUAAGCCAGUUGGGAGAAUACACUAGCCAUGACUAAUUGAGGGGACCACUAAAUAGAUUUCAGUAUGCAUAAAUGAUUUAUAAUUGUGAUUUUCUUCUUAUUUGAAAUUAAAAUGUUUACUUGGCA